This is a messenger RNA of Xiphophorus hellerii (green swordtail), 1671 nucleotides long. It is a transcript of the gene ramp1, whose product is annotated as receptor activity modifying protein 1. Gene Ontology annotation, molecular function: coreceptor activity. Lineage: Eukaryota; Metazoa; Chordata; Actinopteri; Cyprinodontiformes; Poeciliidae. Bases 99 to 548 code for a protein of 149 amino acids. The record is from RefSeq and is a predicted model, not a curated record. The transcript is spliced from 3 exons. Gene Ontology annotation, cellular component: signaling receptor complex; membrane; cell surface. Gene Ontology annotation, biological process: cellular response to hormone stimulus; intracellular protein transport; calcium ion transport.
UACUUUAUGAUGUUUGCGGUUCCCCUUUGUGCUUUUGUUGGAUCCGCUCGCUGCCUCCUCUGAAACUUCACUCUCUUGAUCGUUUCGGGAGCGACAGGAUGGAGUCGCACGCCGGUACAGCGCUGCAGAAACAUGUUCUGCUGUGGUUCAUCAUAGUGGCUCAGUGUUCCCCGGCGCUGGGAUGUGGAGCCCACUACGAGUACGUGAUCGAGGAGUUCUGCCUGACCAAAUUCAGGCUAGACAUGCAGGAACUGGACCAGAGUCAGUGGUGUAGCUGGGAGGACACAGUCAAAUUCUAUGAAGCUCUAACAAACUGCACACACCUGUUGGCAAUGAACAUGAGCUGUUACUGGCCCAAUCAAAUGGUGGACGCGUUCUUCAUCCAGGUCCACAGGCACUACUUCCAUGACUGCUCAGUGUCUGGACGACGACUCAGGGAUCCUCCAAACCGCAUUUUGGGUCCUUUCAUUGUGGUUCCCAUCCUGGUCACCUUCCUCAUGACGGCCCUGGUGGUGUGGAGGAGCAAGCGCAGCGAGGGGAUUGUUUAAUAAAGGGAACAGUUGAGGGCUGGCGUUACAAGUCAAAACAUGCUUUUUACCCCCGAGGUAACACUAGUGUCGGUGUUGGGGACAGGGUUAUGUUAGAAGGAAAAGAUGAACUCCAGACCCUAAAAAUAGGUUCCACUUCAUGGAUCUGUGAAGACAUUAACAUCCAUUACAUUUUUGUUUCAUCUUCAAAGAUUGGAGUCAUUUCUUGGGUUUACUGAGCACCUUUUGCUGCAAUGUUCUCUUGGAUCUGGACCAGAAAACUGACUGGUGAUAGUAUAUUGUACAUAAAACUAUUUUGUUCUGUCAGGAACUGCUCAAAAGGCUGCGGGAUGUGAUUGUACAAACAUUAAACAAGUGCUUUCAACAACAAACGAACAGACAAUUAAAAGCUCUGACAGGAAACCCACAAAUAUUCUCGUCCUUACAUGUAUACAUACACUGUACCUAAACUGUAGUAUGUACAGCUUUGUGAUUAUUGUGUCAUGAUUUUGUUGCAUUUAAUGUAUUUUAUCUACACUACCAGUUCUCCUCAAAUCAAGACAGAGAACGGUGAAGCAGAAGCUCGGUUCAGGUAACAGGAAGCACGUUUUGGAAAAUAUCGUCAAACUCCAGCUUACUUUUUAAGAACUUCCACAGAUAUAGCCAUAAAAAUUACAAUAGGUUAAACAGUGGGCAGAUGAUAUUGGAAAACACAACUCCAGAUAAAAAGAAGAUUCAAAGCAGUGGGUAACUUUAAGUUAGCCAACGCACAACGCUCCUGAGCAUCGUCAUUGCCCAAAGCACAGUUUGUGAAUCAUGAACCUUGGGUUUCUAUUGAUUUAUGAUCUCUCGGUGUAGUAGAGUGUGCCGUGUGAACUUGUCCUUCAUUGAUAUUUUCAAAUGCUCUUUUUCCUUUAUAAAUUCAUUGACCUGUAACCUGCCUGUCAGCAAAACACACUUUGAGAUACUCCCACAGUUUGUACUUUGUGCCAAAACCUCUUGAAGAAAAGAGAGAGCCAUGUUUGUUAUGAAACAAAAAUAUAUAACGUAUUCUGUUGGAAUGACUUUCACUGAUUGAUUCUGAAAUCUGUGAUUGUGAAGAGAUUUUCAAUAAAAUGUCUGAAUAAUGUGUUGAAUACACACA